This is a messenger RNA of Scophthalmus maximus (turbot), 1384 nucleotides long. RefSeq names its product retinal outer segment membrane protein 1b (gene rom1b). NCBI's taxonomy places the organism in Eukaryota, Metazoa, Chordata, Actinopteri, Pleuronectiformes, Scophthalmidae. The record is from RefSeq and is a predicted model, not a curated record. Bases 28 to 1119 code for a protein of 363 amino acids. Gene Ontology annotation, cellular component: membrane. Gene Ontology annotation, biological process: visual perception. The transcript is spliced from 5 exons.
UUGGUGAAUGGUGGUGAGGCUUUGAAGAUGCUGUUGAAGAUGAAGUUCACCCAGCAGAGGCGGGUGCGUCUCGCCCAGGGCCUGUGGUUGAUGUCAUGGCUGGCAGUGAUGUGCGGGGUCUUCAUCUUCUGUCUGGGGAUUUACCUUAAGACAGAGCUGCUCCGUAGGGCCGAGGUGAUGGACGACACGGAAAUCCACGUGGUUCCCAACAUCCUCAUGAUGGUGGGCCUGGCCUCCAUCGGCACCAACUGGGUUGCCAGUCGUGUGUGUCAGGACUCCUUGGAUGCAAGUCGCUUCCCCCGUUGGAAGGGUUUCCUGCUGGCUUGGUUUGUCGUAGCUGCGCUGCUCUGUUAUGUGCUCAUUGCUGUUGUGGUGCUCAGCUACGCACUGCAGGGACACCUGGAGGAGUCCCUGAAGGUUGGCCUCAGGAAUGGUAUUCGUUUCUACAAGGACACGGACGUGCCGGGCCGCUGUUUUCAGAAAGAGACCAUUGAUCGUCUGCAGAUGGAGUUUCGCUGCUGUGGAAACAACAAUUUCAGGGACUGGUUUGAAGUUCAGUGGGUCAGCAACAGAUACCUGGACUUCACCUCCAAAGAUGUCAAGGAUCGUAUACGGAGUAACGUGGAUGGCCGUUACCUGUUGGAUGGCAUUCCCUUCAGCUGCUGUAACCCAGUCUCCCCUCGCCCCUGCCUGCAGUACCACCUGACCGACAACAGUGCCCACUACAACUAUGAGUUCCAAUCAGAGGAGCUCAACCUGCACAGCCGCGGCUGUAGGCAGGCUCUGACUGACUACUACAUGGGCUUAAUGAAUUCAACUGGUCCUGGCGUCUUGUCAGUCAUCUUGAUACAGAUGUCAGUGCUUGUGAGCCUGCGGUACCUGCAGACGGCUGUGGAAGGAGCCAUGGCUCUGGAGAACCCAGAGGACGACAGUGAGGGUUAUCUCCUGGAGAAGGGAGUGAAAGAAACCUUUGAGGAUGUCAAAGCCAAUGUCCUCAACAUUCUAAAGUUUGCACAGGUUGACCCCACCGCCGACGAAGAGUCCCCUGAGGCCGCAGAUGCCAAGAAAGCUGCUGAUAACGACACAGAGAAGGCUGCCUCCCCUACUCCUGCCAGCUAGAGGGGGGGGACAUCAAAUAGGAGUUGAGGAGGGAGUUGGUUGUCUGAGGUUCAUGGCGAGUGUGAGUUGGCUGUUGGCGGGUAUGACACCUGUUGGGUUUUCACAUGUUAGGUUUGAUUUUAUUGUCCAUUGAUGCAGCAGCUGCAGCUCCCUCGCACAUGGCCAAAGCAAGGCAACACAUGGGGAAUCUUAUCAGGCCCUGCACAGACACAGAAACAAACAUCUCCUCUGUGCGGGAGCUCGUGAACGUAUAACCAUCAGAGAA